Molecule: messenger RNA, 1226 nt
Organism: Trametes versicolor FP-101664 SS1
Lineage: Eukaryota; Fungi; Basidiomycota; Agaricomycetes; Polyporales; Polyporaceae
Exons: 6
Coding region: 27-1145 (372 amino acids)
Biological process (GO): protein phosphorylation
Molecular function (GO): protein kinase activity; ATP binding
Source: RefSeq, a predicted model, not a curated record
GUGCCUUCCACGCUUACCUUCGGUACAUGUCUGCACAGGACAAGCAGAAGCGGCUGCCCAGCUAUGCGGUUCUAGACGAAGACGGAGUACAGCGCUACGCGCGCCUCACCGACCAGGGCGUCUAUAACCUCACCGCAUCGGAGCUUUUUUGGAGGGAUCGUCAACCGUAUCUCGACCAGCACGGCUACCUCCUCCGACCGCGGUAUGCGCCGAAUUGGGAGCCAUCAUGGAAAGGAACAUCACUAGAUCCUAUGUUCUGCGAAGACUCGAUAAUGCCUUUCAACCACCAGGUCAUCGACGCUCGACGAAAGUCUGACGGCAAGCUAGUAUCCGUAAAGAUGUUUCCUAACAAUAGCCAAGAGUCGCACAUAGCGCUCCUGCUUUCGUCUAUCAACGACUCUCAAAACCGUUGCAUCCCGGUUUACGAGGUGCUGCGGGACCCCUACCAACCGCAGACAUCGUUAAUGGUGAUGCCAUACCUUCGACCUUGCAACGACCCCGACUUCGUAACGGUUGGCGAUAUCAUUGAAUUUGUUGGUCAAACACUAGAGGGCCUUGUAUUCUUGCACAGACAACGAAUAGCUCAUCGAGAUGUCGCCAUCGAGAACAUCAUGAUGGACGGCUCACCUCUCUAUCCCGGCGGACACCACCCUGUUCGAACCGAGUACACCCCAGACGCCCUCUACGAGGUCAAGCCACUACCGAGGGCCGAGCGCUCAAUCAAAUACUACUACAUCGACUUUGGGUUAUCGUCGCUGAUCCCAGAAGGCUCGUCACCGUACGUGGUUGGCCGCGCGGGUCGGGAUAAGGAGGUUCCAGAGCUCUCCUCUACCGUCCCGUACGACGCCUUCAAAGUCGACAUCUAUGCCCUCGGGAAUAUGUACUAUCACGAGUUCGAGCAGAAAUAUAACAGCACUCAAUUCCUUGUCCCCCUACUCGAGAGGAUGCGACAACAGCGCCCGGAGGCGCGACCCACUGCCGCGGAACUCCUUCGCCAGUGGGAGGCCAUUCGCGCCGACCUUGCGCCCUCUCUGUACCGCUGGCGCUUAGGGCCUAAGACGGAGCCUGCGUUCGAACGUAUGGUGAACGAUACGGUCGCUGUGGCAUGGGAGGGGGUGUAUCGCCUGCGGAAGCUUGUUGGGUAGCUUCAUUAUACAUGUCGGUAUAUUCAGUUCUUGCAUGUCGGGUUGGUACGUGUACCGUUGCUAUCACGGGCUCUAUAUCAC